Molecule: messenger RNA, 920 nt
Organism: Fonticula alba
Lineage: Eukaryota; Rotosphaerida; Fonticulaceae
Exons: 5
Coding region: 168-875 (235 amino acids)
Biological process (GO): transmembrane transport
Molecular function (GO): transmembrane transporter activity
Source: RefSeq, a predicted model, not a curated record
GCAGAUUUUGCCGCGGGUGUCCUUGGUGGCAUUUCCGGCAUCAUCGUUGGCUAUCCCGCCGACACGGUUAAAGUCCGCCUGCAGUCGGGCAUCCCCCCGGGCCAGUCGACCCUCGGGUGCUUCGCGCACAUCUUCAAACAUGAGGGUCUCCGUGGCUUCUACAAGGCAUGAGCUCCCCCGUGGUCGGAGUCGGCCUGAUCAAUGCCAUCCUCUUCGGGGUCUACGGCCACACCCUGCGCCUGCUGGCCGAUGAGAAUGACAACUAUGCCAUGGGCGAUGACAGCGCCGCCCCGGUGAGCCACAUCUUCGUGGCCGGCUCGGUGGCCGGACUGGUCAACACGAUCAUCGCUUCGCCGCUGGAGCUGGGGAAAAUCCAGGCACAGAACCAGCUCAACACGGCCGAGGGGGCGGCCUUCCGCGGCCCGCUGGCCUGUUUGCAGGACAUCUACCGGGCGCGCGGCCUGGCCGGCUGCAUGCGCGGCUUCACGGCCACCAUCCUCCGUGAGACCCCCUCGUAUGGGGCCUACUUUGCGGCGUACGCGGUCCUCUGCCGGGCCAUGACCCCGGAGGGGGCCUCUGUGCGGGACCUCGGCUGGGGGAAACUCCUGCUGGCUGGCGGCAUGGCCGGCAUGGCCGGCUGGCUGAGCACCUACCCGAUUGACGUGGUUAAGACCCGGAUGCAGAGCGCCGAGGGCCUCGUCUACAAAAACACCUUCGAAUGUGCCAAGCACUUGGUCCGCCACGAGCCGGCGGCCAUGUGGCGCGGCCUGACUGCCACCCUGGUCCGAGCCUUCCCCACCAAUGCGGCCACCCUCUUCACAUACACCAUCGCCAUGCGCAUGUUCUCGGAUCUGCAUGCCUCGAACAGCGACUAGGUGAAUGCGCGUGUCUCUGCGCCCUGCGGCGGCGGCGGCGGCGGC